AUGAUCUCGGAAUGCAAUCCGCAUCUGAAUUGGGUGUUUUUCCACUCGACCUAUGAUAUUGGACACUUAAUUAAGAUCCUGACCCAAAAGUCACUUCCAGAUCAGUCAAUUGAAUUUCUGAAAUUGGUGAAGAUGUAUCUGGGAGAACGAUGUUAUGACCUCAAAGAAAUCCUUUCAGUUGAACCUUUCUGGUGGCGGCAAUGUGGGCUCGACAGAGUUGCUUCAAAUUUCAACAUUAAACUAUCUGCCGGACAGAGUCAUCAGGCAGGGUCCGAUAGUUUGCUGACAAUGGACUGUUUCUUUGCUGCAAUGAAGGUCUUAUUUCAUCAUAGAGGGGACAGUGGCUUAAAAUUUGCAUUUCAGGCCUUCAACUAG
Messenger RNA from Oldenlandia corymbosa var. corymbosa, 375 nucleotides. Lineage: Eukaryota; Viridiplantae; Streptophyta; Magnoliopsida; Gentianales; Rubiaceae. The record is from the annotation of a GenBank genome assembly.